Messenger RNA from Chinchilla lanigera (long-tailed chinchilla), 2358 nucleotides. It is a transcript of the gene Dph5, whose product is annotated as diphthamide biosynthesis 5. Gene Ontology annotation, biological process: protein histidyl modification to diphthamide. Lineage: Eukaryota; Metazoa; Chordata; Mammalia; Rodentia; Chinchillidae. Gene Ontology annotation, molecular function: diphthine synthase activity. The transcript has 7 exons. The record is from RefSeq and is a predicted model, not a curated record. Bases 279 to 1109 code for a protein of 276 amino acids.
CCGUAGGUGAGGCCGGUUUGGAGCAGCACCUGCUUUCAGGGUGCAGUGGGCACGUUGGGGAGCACGGGGAGCCGGCUGCGGUUGUGCUGUCGGGUAACUGGGCGAGCGGCUUCGAGGGGGUGCUUAAAGCACCGCCAAGUCGGCUGAGCGUGACGCCAGGGUGCCCAGCCCUCGCGCGUGGCCGCCCCGCGGGGCGUCCGGACUGGGGGAGCCCUCGGCGUGGCUGACGGUUUCCUUGUUCGCGUCGUCCGCCGGCCUCCUCUCCCCUGGGACUGGAAAUGCUGUACCUGGUCGGCCUGGGCCUGGGAGACGCCAAGGACAUCACCGUCAAGGGCCUGGAGGUGGUGAGACGCUGCAGUCGCGUGUACCUGGAGGCCUACACCUCGGCCCUGCCCGUGGGCAGGGAAGCCCUGGAAGAGUUUUAUGGCAGAAAAUUGAUUCUCGCUGAUAGAGAAGAAGUGGAGCAAGAGGCAGAUAAUAUUUUAAAGGAUGCUGAUAUCAAUGAAGUUGCAUUCCUUGUGGUUGGUGAUCCAUUUGGGGCUACAACACACAGCGACCUUAUUCUGAGAGCAGCAAAGCGGGGAAUUCCGUAUCGAGUUAUUCACAAUGCCUCCAUCAUGAACGCUGUGGGCUGCUGUGGUUUACAGCUGUACAACUUUGGAGAGACGGUUUCUAUUGUUUUUUGGACAGACACUUGGAGACCAGAGAGUUUCUUUGACAAAGUGGAAAAGAACAGACAAAAUGGCAUGCAUACUUUAUGCUUACUAGAUAUCAAAGUAAAGGAGCAGUCUUUGGAAAAUCUAAUCAAGGGAAGGAAGAUCUAUGAGCCGCCUCGGUACAUGAGUGUGAACCAAGCAGCUCAGCAGCUUCUGGAGAUUGUCCACAACCGAAGAGCAGGAGGAGAAGAGCCAGCAAUCACUGAGGAGACAGUCUGUGUUGGUUUAGCCAGGGUCGGAGCUGAGGACCAGAAAAUUGCAGCGGGCACCUUACGGCAGAUGUGCACUGUGGACUUGGGAGGACCAUUGCACUCCUUGAUUAUCACGGGAGGCAGCAUGCAUCCGCUGGAGAUGGAGAUGCUAAGUCUGUUUUCCAUACCGGAGGAGAACUGACGGGCUCUGAACAUGACAUUUGCAGUGGUCGCAUAUAAUUUCAGUCGGCUAUAGAUGUACACAUAUUUGUGUGACGCAUGAAACAGGUCUUUUUGGUUUGUCUAAAAGUAAUAAUAACAAGUGACCAAAAAGAAAGGACUUGGCGACAAUGCGUGGUUUCCUGUGGCAGUGCAUUUUCCCGUGAUGUCAGCAGUUGUGUUGUUCUGACAACUUCCCAGGGAGGACCCACGUAGCAGAUCAAGCUGGGAAAACGUGUGGGUGGAUGUCCACAGACAGCGUCAUUUAAAAGCCUUUUUUUAUGAAAUCAGUUAAUACAGGGUAGUUGGUACAGAGUAUAACUUAAAGGUAACUAGAAUCUGAAUCACUUGAAUGUGAAUCACUUGUCCUAGUUUUAAAGGAUAAGAAAUAUAGCAAUGGCCCCAAAGGCAAAUGAAAGAUUGGUAACCAUUCAUAUAUUGUUUUUAUAAAUUUUUCCAUUAAAAAGUCAGCUGUCCUAACUACAAGGUGAAUUUUCCUGACAGAGCUGGUAUUAGAACUUGGAAACAGGUGAGAAGAAUGCAUUUCCACCUUACCCCACCGCUUAAAGCUCAGGAGCACAGGCUGCACAAGGAGUCUUCUGCACCGACUGUCUUGUCAGCUGACGUCCUAUGUGACUCACAUUCUGCUGUAUUCCGGAGAUUAUAUAAUGUUUAAUCGUAAGCGUUCCGCCAGCCAUGUAUAGCUGCUGUUUGGUUUUAAACAGCACCCUUCACAUCCACACAGACAAAUGGGAAACUUGCUGACAAAAUAAAAAGUUUUUAAAUUUUGGGUUGAAGGUAACAAUAGAUUGAUCAAACUUUGUCAUAUCGCUUGAUUCAGUUAUUCAUAUAUACAUGAGUUAAUUUCACUUUUACCACUUUUAAGGAACAUUAUAUGUUAUAAUCAUAGUUAUAAUAUUUUCUGUUAGUUUAGAAUAAAAAUAGCUUUGUUCCAUGCUAGUUCUGUUAGUCAGAUUGAGUAUUUCCAUGACCUAAUCAAUUUUACUUCUUUGCUUAGUACAUUCAUUAAAAGCUAAGAAAAAAUUUCCCUACUUCCUAGUAUAAUCGAUGAGCUAGAAAUUAUUUUGACUUGUUUCCGUUGGGAUGAAAGAUUUUGAAAUAACCCAUUUUCAGUUUGCUGGGCCCAUAAGUUCGGAGAACCACAAGCUUUUCAGUCCUGUAUUAUUGUCUUCUAAGGCCUUCAACAAACAUUAAAGAAUUGUACAACAGAA